Molecule: messenger RNA, 3800 nt
Organism: Neoarius graeffei (lesser salmon catfish)
Lineage: Eukaryota; Metazoa; Chordata; Actinopteri; Siluriformes; Ariidae
Gene: soat1
Product: sterol O-acyltransferase 1
Exons: 15
Coding region: 338-1849 (503 amino acids)
Biological process (GO): cholesterol metabolic process; cholesterol efflux
Cellular component (GO): endoplasmic reticulum membrane
Molecular function (GO): fatty-acyl-CoA binding; cholesterol binding; cholesterol O-acyltransferase activity
Source: RefSeq, a predicted model, not a curated record
GUUACUCAUCGAGCAUCACUUAAGGAAGAAAACAUUACGGAUCAAGACAGGGGUGAAGCUGGAGGAGACAUUCAUAAGAACAGGAAUGAUCUGCUCUCUGCUGUAGAUGUCAUUAACUCUCCAUCUGUCAGGACUCGUACUGUAAUAAAGACAAAUAUUGAAUGUGGAAGGUUAAAUAUUAACGCAGGGCAGCGACGUGGCAGUAAUUUCACUGUGAACACGAGUUCCAGAUCACACGGUUCUCAUCACGCUGAAUAAAUACAAUCAUUUCGACAAUUUAAUAAAAUAAACAUGUUUUAAAUCUUUUGUUUCAGGAAGUGUGGAGCUGGAGAGGAACAUGAAGGAGAAGCUGCUGCUGAGAAAGAAGGCCGAGCAGCUGAAAGUGGACUUGCUUCGGCGCUUUGACUCUCAGCUGAAUGAGUUUGUCGACUCUCUGAUGGAUGACUCUCACGGGUUCGGUUCUUCUUCACUGUCCGGUUCCUCACAGCCUCUUUCAGACAGAGAGAAAACCAAACUGAGGUCUUCUCAAGGUCAGAGUAAACAGUUUGUGAUCCAUCGCUCUUUAUUAGAUGAGCUGUUUGAGGUGAAUCACAUCCGCACAAUUUAUCACAUGUUCAUCGCCCUCCUCAUCCUCUUCAUCCUCAGUACAUUAGUUGUCGAUUUCAUCGAUGAGGGACGGUUGGUGUUGGAUUUUGACCUGCUGGUGUUUGCGUUCGGUCAGUUUCCCCUUGUCGUCGUGUCGUGGAUCUGCAUGUUUGUUUCGGCGCUCAUUGUUCCGUUUGUUCUUCUUCGUUGGUGGGCCGGUGUUUAUUCUUCAUCACACCAUCGAACCUUCUACACCCUCUUCGCCAUGACACUCCUCCUGCUGUACCAAGGCCUUGGACUUGGCUUCCUGCCCACUUACAUAGUGCUGAAGAAUAGCCUUCCUCCUGCCUCCUGCUUCAUCCUCAUCCUCGAGCAGGUGCGUUUGAUGAUGAAGGUUCAUUCCUUUAUCCGAGAGAACGUGCCGAGGUUGUGGUCCUCAAGUAAAGACCGCUCAGCAUUGGGGGCCGUACCUCAUCUGACCUCAUACCUCUACUUCCUGUUUGCACCCACUCUGAUCUACAGAGACAGAUAUCCAAGGAAUCCGUGUGUACGCUGGAGUUACGUGGCAACCAAGUUAUUACAGGUGUUGGGCUGUUUGUUCUACGCCUAUUAUGUGUUUGUGCGUCUCUGCAUCCCUCAGUUUCGCAGCGUGAGCAUGCAGCUGUUCAACCUCAGAGUGAUGGUGCUCUGCAUCUUCAACUCCAUCCUGCCAGGAGCACUGAUCCUCUUCUUGGCCUUCUUUGCCUUUCUGCAUUGCUGGCUCAAUGCAUUUGCAGAAAUGCUGCGCUUUGGAGACCGAAUGUUUUACAGGGACUGGUGGAAUUCAACAUCAUUUGCCAAUUAUUACCGCACGUGGAACGUUGUAGUGCAUGACUGGCUGUAUUACUACGUCUAUCGAGACUUCCUGUGGAUGACACAGAAACGUUUCCGAGCGACGGCCAUGUUUAUUGUUUUCACCGUCUCCGCUGUGGUUCAUGAGUACGUUCUGGCCGUGUGUUUCGGGUUCUUCUACCCCGUCCUCUUCUGCCUCUUCAUGUGCUUCGGAAUGAUGUUCAACUUCAUCCUGCAUGACCGGAGGACCGGGCCCGUGUGGAACAUCAUCGUGUGGACGGCUCUGUUUCUGGGUUUAGCAGUUCUGCUGUGCCUGUACUCUCAGGAGUGGUACGCUCAGAAAUACUGCCCCCUGCAGGAGCCUUCCUUCCUCGACCUGCUGAAGCCGCGAUCGUGGACCUGCUACCUCCAGACCAGCCGUGCUGUCGUCUGACUUUUUUUUUUAACUCUCGACAAGUCAGAGGUACACUGAGAGACAGACAGUCAUAAUAGAUUAAUUUUAACUGUUUUUAACAAAAAGGCAUUGGGUAGGUAUUAAAUAUUUUAUAUCCAUGUGUGUAAUAUACACACACUGUCAAUUUUCGGUCCGUUUCAGUGUUGAAUUAUUUCUUAUUGCAUUGCGUUUAUUGGAUGAAAGGUGGCGCUGUUUCAUAAAAUUAGUGAAUAGUCCAGUUAAUGUGUCCAGUCCAGAAUAUGUGUCUCGAAAGCGUGCUCUGAUUCAGCUUUACAAUCAACAAACCCUGUGAUUGGAACGUUCAUGAAGACGAUGCUCUUAAAAAGGGUUCCUGAAGAGGGCGUAAAGAUUCUGGCAUUAAAGAACGGAGAGAAUACUCCUUUAAAAACAAAACCACCCUCUGCUGUCAGAGUUACGGAUCGCUGUGACCUUAUUCUGGACGUGCAGCAGGUUACAGGUGCAGGACAAUAAACAGAAGUGUAAUUACAGAUUACAGAUGUACAUCCGUGAUCAUCAUUAAAUGACCAGCAGAUUGUGCAAUGAAAGUGUAUCGAAGGUUUAUUGCUUUAAUUAAAGCACUGUUCGGGCUGGGCCUUGGCUCAGGGUUCUCCCAGCAGUAAAUCUCCCCUUUAAUCAUAAAUAUUGCUAUAGUUUAAUUUUACAGUGAAGGUUUUUAAUGAUUCAGAGUGUUGCUGUAUAGUGAUUUAAUGAUUAGGGAGCGCUCUCUCUCUGCGUGAUGUACAGGUCUCUUGUGGGGUUUUUUGUUUGUUUGUUUUUGAGAAGAAAUAAAGCAGGUAUUAUUUGGUGCAUGGGCUGGAGCCGAGGUACAGCGUUUAUACUUUACUGUAAAAACAGUAUAAAAAGAUUCUAUAUGAGUCAUGACGAAUAGAAUCAAGAUGCACCAAGAAUUGUUAUUCACAUCAUGGAAAUCAUGUUUAAUCAUCAGGUGGGCUGAAGAUUCCUGUGGUUUUCAUUGCACUUCCUGAACACCUUCAUAUUUUCAAAAAAGACGACUUCAGUUCAGUGUAGAAAUCAGCACUGGCAACUCUUCAAUUUGCAUAUUCAUUAAACAUAUUCAUUAAAUCACUGUGAUCAUUUGCAUAUAGAAACAUGAUACAUCAAGAAGCAAGAUUUUCUGAAGAUGAAUAGAAAUAGUUUUAGCAGAAUAGAAAAUAUUUAUUAACAGAAGUCGUCUCUGGCCACAGAACCGCAAACUAACGCAAAUAUUUUCACAAUUCUAGAAUUUCUAUCCAUGCAGAUACAUGGAAUAAAUGUCACUUUUAUGUCUAAUAUCAUCAGGAAAAGACUUUAAAAUAAAAAGCCCAGAAGUGUGCAGCUGGAUAAACAAUAACGCUCCGUGAUGUUUCAGUGUCCGUCUCUGACAUGAUGCUCGUUUUAUAUAAAGCCAGUAAUGCCAGUUUGUCAUCAUCGCUGGUAGAAACACUUUCUCUGAUUUACCUCUUAAGGUCCUGAUGUUACAUCAUGAUUAUACUGAAUAUCUUCACUCUGAAAGCUAACACUUACUGAUUUUUUUUUUUUAAUUUUUUUUUACUUUUUUCCAUUUUUCGACUGUAAUAUCUGUACCACAGUGACGUAUUUGAUGGUUUUCUGAAAUUGGGUUUUCCACUGGUCACUGGUAAACGAUCGAUGAUGCCGUUUUGUAGAAAGAGUUUUUAUUGCUCUAUUUUGUAAAUCUUGUAAUGCCUUUUAAAAUGCUACAGGACUUUGGAAGAGUGAAAAACAAACCUGUAUUUUAAUGCUAAUUGAAAUGAGUGACUUUGUAGAAAAAAAAAAACCCAAUCCAUAAUGCAGUGCAUAAAGAAAUAUAUUUGAGCCGUCACUGUUUUCUAUAAUGAUUGCACACAGUGUUGGAAAUUUCAGGAAAUAAACCAGGUGAAUUAUUUCAUGGUCAGGUUUAUCUGCAAUAAAA